GGAGACGGAGAGAGAUCUGUCCAUCCGAUCCACAGCAAUGUUUGCUGCAGCAGCAGUUGGUUCUGUUGCGGGUUUCUCAUUCCACAGCAGCAGCGAUGGAAGCGCUUUCAAUCCUUCCAUAAAUCCAUCUGCCUUCUGUUGCUGCUGCUGCUACUCUCUCAAACAGUCCUCCGCAAUCUCUUCUCUCAAACGGCUCGCGUGCACCUCGAGAUUAGCCGUGUCCGGAGGCAGCAGCAGCAGCAGCACCGGCAGCAAUGCCAACAUCGAAGGCCUCGAGCAAGAAGUCGAUGAGGAUCAGCAGGCGGCUGAUGCUGCUGUCCGGCUGACUCGGAGGUCUGCUGAUUGGAAGCUGGCGGGGGCUUAUAAAGAUAGUGGAGACAUCUACGAGGGUAGGAUUGAAGGCUUCAAUGGUGGUGGUUUGCUGGUUCGAUUUCAUUCGCUUGUGGGCUUUCUCCCAUAUCCUCUACUGUGUCCUGACCAUUCAUAUAAAGAACCUCGAAGAAACAUUCAAGAGAUUGCAAAAGAUCUAAUCGGUUCAUUUAUUUCUGUGAAGGCAAUCCAAGUGAGUGAGGAGAAGAGAAAGUUGAUCUUCUCUGAAAAGGAUGCCAUUUGGUCAAGGUUUUCAGGCCAAGUAAAUAUAGGGGAUGUUUUUGAGGCAAGGGUGGGUUCUGUGGAAGACUAUGGUGCCUUUGUUCACCUUCGCUUUCCUGAUGGUUGUUAUUAUCUCACUGGACUUGUACAUGUUUCGGAGGUAUCUUGGGAUUUGGUUCAAGAUGUUAGAGAUAUCCUAAAUGAAGGGGAUGAUGUUCAAGUCAAAGUUAUUCAAGUGGAUAGGGAGAAGGUGAGAAUUACCUUAUCAAUUAAACAGCUGGAGGAUGAUCCUCUUCUAGAGACGCUGGACAAAGUUAUUCCUCAGCAGGUCGAGUCUGAUAAUUCGAGCAUGCCAGAUAAUUUGAGCACUGAAUCUCUUCCAGGUCUUGAAAGCAUCUGUGAAGAGCUUCUACAAGAAAAUGGUAUUACUGGUGUAAGAAUUGGCCGUAAAGGAUUCGAGAAGCGUGUGGUUUCACAGGACUUGGAGCUUUGGCUUUCAAAUGCACCAGUAGAGGACAAACAAUUCACACUCCUUGCUAGAGCUGGCAGAGAGGUCCAGGAAGUACAUCUGACAACCGAUCUUGAUCAGGAUGGCAUCAAGAAGGCAGUACAACGAGUAUUAGCACGCAUCCCAUGACUUCAUACAUGAUACAAAUGCAGGUCAGAUUUCGGCAUGAAGAUCUGUGGCUGCUGCUUUCUGAUUAUCCACUCAGAGUAAGACCGAAAAUUUGUAUUCCUACCACAUGCCUAUACUGUAAAAAAGUAACAUUGAUUCAAACUAGCCAGCAUUUCUUGUAUAUUGUGUCAAUUGAGUAAACUAUUUUCAUUGAAACCACCA
This is a messenger RNA of Magnolia sinica, 1429 nucleotides long. RefSeq lists its product as uncharacterized. Gene Ontology annotation, molecular function: nucleic acid binding. The transcript is spliced from 10 exons. The coding region runs from base 38 to 1228 and encodes 396 amino acids. The record is from RefSeq and is a predicted model, not a curated record. NCBI's taxonomy places the organism in Eukaryota, Viridiplantae, Streptophyta, Magnoliopsida, Magnoliales, Magnoliaceae.